Molecule: messenger RNA, 7976 nt
Organism: Dicentrarchus labrax (European seabass)
Lineage: Eukaryota; Metazoa; Chordata; Actinopteri; Moronidae
Exons: 23
Coding region: 785-6040 (1751 amino acids)
Source: RefSeq, a predicted model, not a curated record
AUGUCAUUCAUGAAGAGGUGAAGUCAGCACCUGCAGGGAGGAAAUAGAGAUGGUACAAAAAGUCAAGAUGUGCUACAGGGCUGGUUGUUGGCUCCAAAGACUCACUUUGUGGACUUCAAACUGUACUUCAUUUAUAAUCCUGCUAGAAAAAUGUAUCCAGUAGAUGUUCUGACCAAUAAAUGGGAUUUUUCUGUUUUUCAAAUCCCAUUACUACUAAUGCAGUGUUAAAUAUGCUAUAAAAGACAGAGGACGGAGAGUUCUUAGAAUAACGAUGGGCAACCCAGAAGUUAGCUCAUGUGUCCCUAGCCAGGGUCAAACUCACAAAAUACUGGAUUUUAGUUUCUUAUUUAGAUCUUAUUUUUGGGACUAUUUUUGGGUGGGGACUUGCUUUUGGGUGGCCAGGGACCACAUAUGACCACAGCACUUUAAAGUCCUCGCUACGACCCAGUAGGUAAGACCUCAUGAGAGACUGGGGCCGGGACGGGUCGUGGUCCACAGCUGCUGUCCGUCCUCCUCCGUGUUUUCUCCGCCCUCUCUAGUUUAUAAAUGAGCCUAACAACAUCCAGCCAGUCAGCGGGGAUAGCUCAUACAGGCGCUGCUGCUUAACGUACGUAACAUGGCGGAGAACGGCAGCGAACAGCCGCGGUCCACCCGGUCGUGUUCUCCAGCACCGCAGUAGAAGUGUCCUCUGUUAGCUCGGUCUCUGGGUCCACAGUGAAGGGACACGUUGCUUUGUCUCUACAGGAGGAAACAGUGGAAAUGAGCCGCGCGUGAGGAAUUCGAGAUGCGCCGACACGCGACAGACGUCCAGGAGCCGGUGCAGGAGUGUGCCCCCUCCCCGCCGCUGCCUGCUGAUCAUGUGCUCGGCUCUGGAGCUGUGCUGUUCCCUGGUGCUUUUGAUCAACAUGGUUGCCCUUUGAUCGUGUUCCCAGUGGAAGGACAAGCCAAACUGUCCUCAGAACUCAGCAAAGCAGAAGUGGUGGACUUCAUAAAUUACUUUCUGUGUCUGCACAAUAAGAAGCAGGAGAAGGAGAGUUUGGUGUCAGUGGUGGCUGAUCUGAGGCAUGCCUCGCUUCCUACAACCAGGUUCAUCGCUGAGACUCUGCUUCUGCUUGAGCUGCACAAGCGGACAGUCCACAGUGUGUACAUCAUUCAGAACAAAAAGAAGGAUGUUGCCAAGCUAUUGCUGAAACUCCUGGCUCCGUCCAAGGCCUACCCUGUGUCUUUAAAGAAAGUCCUUCUGAAAGAAAUCUCAGAGCUCUCCAACUACAUCGAUCGGAGCCAGCUAACGGCACCGCUGGGCGGCUACCUUAUUUACUGUCACCAGAGCUGGGUUGCCUUUAUUAAGGAGAUUGAUGCGUUUGUCCAGGAGUUCUUGUCUGUGGUCCAGCGGCUGCCCUCGUACAUCUCCACCCUGCAGGUUCUGUCCCGACUGCCGCUGCCCUCCACCUUCAGCGAGCUCCAGCACUUCUGCUUCACAAACGAAGCCAAGUUCCAGCAGCUCAGGAGGGAGCUGGGGCUGGAUGAACUGCUGAGGCGCUGUGAGAGUGUGGUGGAGAAGCUGCGUUACCCUGAGAAGGAGCCGUGCUACCAGGCGAUGGCUGGCACUGCCCUCUUCACUCACACCGCCUUCGACAUGCUCCAGAAUCACUGCAGGAUAACUGAAGCUGUGGAAAAAGUGGAGCUGCUGUGGCAGCAAGCCUUUUCUAAGGCCCAUCUCCAUCUGCAGGUGUUCCAGCUGCGAGAGGACGCACUGCAGAUCACAGAGCAGAUCAACACUCUUUUUAAAGAGAAACUCCAGCCUUACAAAAUAGAGAUUGCCAAGGAUGCUGCCAAGGCGGUGUUGUUGGUGUCCGAAUUUGAGGCAUCCAUUCACACCCCUGCUAUGGCACUUGUUCGCUGCGCUGAAGACGUGAUCCACACAUUGGCAGAGAUCCUACCGUUAGAUGGCCAGACCAGCGAGCGCUGGCUUCUGGAUCUGGAGAGGCUGAAGGAGAAACUCCACUCUGCUGUGCACUUCAUCCUUCAAACCCUCAGAGCAGUUUCCAGCUACCAUCACUACUACAACAAGGCCAGCAGCUGGUACCGCCUGGUCCUCUGUGAGAACUUCCUCCAGGAGCUGCUGUCGGGCGUUAAUGGAGACGGCGCUCCCACGCAGAGGCAGAGGAAGAACUGGGGCACAAUCCCUGCAUGGAGGCACAAAAUGUCCACUUUCCUGAAGAAGAAUCCCCCUCCAGAUAUGGAGGAGCUAGUUCAUCUGGCUCAUCUGUCUAAUGUCGUCCCAGAUGAUGAGGUCCAGCAGGCGGGCAAACAGAUGUCCCAGAGGUGCGUGACCCUGAGGAAACUCCUAAUUUCUUCAGGACCUGUACCAGUCGGUCUCCUUAAGCUGGCCUUACGGUGGCAGUAUGAGUUGUUGCGGAGCAGCCAUAUACAUCAUUCCUCUGCUCACAGUGCUACAAACGGAAUGGAUGUUCCAGACCUCAUAAGAGGUGAUACUGGCAAGGAAGCGCCCCAUCUUGGAACAUCUCCUUCAAUUGCAGUUUCUGGGAAUGCGCCAGCUGAGAGCAAACCCCUCUCCCUCAGCUCAUUCGACUCAGGUUUCGAUGGAGCUGGGAGCAGCCAGCUGGAGGCCUGGGGAGGGAGGGAAGGAGUGGAAGGUCUGUCAAAAUUAGGGACCAGGGACUCUGUGAGACCAGCCUUGAGCCAGCCUCAAAUCCACAAAGAGAAUAUGUCCAGUGUUUCAGAUUCUGAAGAUCACAAAGAGGAGUUUGACUUUGGCUCUGUGGGAAACUCGUCCAGGGCCAGCAUCCAGAUCAUCCCUAAAGUAACUGUGGAGUCCCUCAACUUUGAGAUCAAAGUGAAGCGCUCUGCUGCGUUACCCAACAAUCCUUGGCUUAGCUUGCCGGUAGACGAUCUGGAAAACUCUUACACAGUUACCAUUAAACAGAACCCAACACCGCAAAAGAGGGACCUACACGAUCCCUCAGACCUCCAAGCUGAUGCCAACCACUCCAACAGGUCUCGAGAUCAGCCCACACAAACAGAGGUGAUGACUAGCACACAGGACAGAGGGCCACAGAACAGGGACUGGAUACUAGAUUCACAAAGCAGUUUGGAGGAUCCUGAGCUAAGUCCCAUUUGCAACAUCCUGUCCAGCACUAUUACAGACAGAAGAGAUAAGUCCAUCUGCACCACAGAGGGGAUCCCUACUCUCCUCUGGGAUUCUUAUGACCUCCAUGACCAGAAUCAGGAUUCUGUUGACGGGUUGGUUGAUCUCUCCCUAAAGGACUGGGAUGUGAAGGAGCAGGAGGGUCUGAAGGAGGUGGAGAAGAUCCUGGACAGGGCUGAUGAAAUACUGGAGAGAGAAGAACAUGUUCUGGCUCAGGAGGCGGUGCUGGAUGCUCUGCUGAGGUCUGAGGACAGGCACAAUCAGUGGCCUCUGUGGGACAGCGAGGACCAGCUCGGUGUAAUGUCAUCUAGCGAGCUGGCUGAAGCAGGCGUUCUUGGCCUCGAGGAUUUCCUUGUCCCUGCAGAAUCUGACAACCUCAGUGAACCCCCAUCAACUGCACCUGCAAGUGAAGCUAAGGCCUCUUACGAUGAAGCUCCCACAGGAGCAGAUGCAGCAGCAUUUCCCAGCAGGCCGGAUCAGCUGACAGAGCUGAGAAAAGUCCGCGUGCUGGAUGAGCUAAUUGUGGAGGAGAACCUGAAGAUCCACAAGCUCCGACGCUGCAAAGAAACACCCAAUGAGGAACUCUCCGAGAGCAAACUCCCGGAUACAAACGGGCUGUCGAUUAUGCGCAAAGAGAGGGAGGCUUUCCGGUUACAGCUGGAAAGGGAGAAAAGGGAGGUGGAGAAGCUCGAGAAAAGUUUGGGCAAAGAGUGUAAAGUGAAGAAGCACAAAGACAGAGCUAGAAAGGUUGUGAAAUGUUCUAUAAUGGAGAAGGCUAGAACUGAGAAUAAGGAGGACCAAGUGCUCUGUUAUGAGCUUUUAUCAGGGAGCUGUAACAGAUCACAGAGAACAUAUUCUUUGGUCCAGAAGGAUCCUCAGGCUCAGGAUAGCAGUAAAUCUGAACAUAUUCAAGCAGUAUUGUGUCAUGAUGAUGCUAAAGACACUACACUACAAGACUUACUUCCAGAUUCGCAAUGUCAGGAUCACUGCUCCGAAGCUGAGCCAUCAAUAUUUAAUAAAACUGUCUUGAUAAGUGCUUCUGAAUUGAAGGAUCCUCCUGAAGAACUUCAACUAUGUAUCAAUGGGAAAGAAUUUGACAGAUCUGGUAAAAGCGCUACCAUGUGCAAACCAGAGCCGUCCCUAACCCCUGAGAUGAGCCCAGAUGAUGGAGCGUUUGACCCAGGUGGAAAAUCACACCUUCCUCCUGUGCCUAAGCCAAGAAAGGCUUCGCUUUCUGUGAACGGCGACCUCGCAGGACAAGAAAUUCCUCAUACCAUAGAGCCGCAGUCACCAGUUGCUCAAGAUCUCGCUAUUGUGCAACCUGAUCUACAACAUAAACCACUUGAUGCAGUGCCAGAGAACCCGACUCCAGCCAGCAGCUACAACUUUACUUUCAAUCCAAAUUUGAAUGAACACAGCAACAACAACAAUAACAACCAUGCGCUCUCAGAGAAAUGCAAGUUGUCAUUAGAUCUGUCUGAAAUAAGCACUAAAGCUGAAGAGGAUGAAUCUUCCUCAGUGGUAGCAGAUUUACACCCAGCAGAGGAAAUCCAGUCUAUAUCUCCUGUAGAUGAGUGCACAUAUCAACAGUGGGCACCAGAGCUGCCUCCUGACCAGCCUCUGGAGUUUGAGCCCAGUGGAGGAGAAGACUUGACUGAUGGUUUUCAGAGCUCUGGGUCCAUGAGGGUGUCAGGCUCUGGGUCAUGUGGGUUUCAGGCCCAGCUUGACAUCAGCACAAGAGAGAUGACAGAUUUCAAGACCCCCAUAGUACUGGAUACAGGGUCUGGUUUGAUGAAAGCAGGAUUUGCAGAUCAAGACCUCCCCAAAAUUAUAUUCCCAACAAUUAUCGGGAUACCAAAAUAUGAGGAAAUAAUGAAUGGUAACCUAGAAAGGGAGACGUAUAUUGGACAUGAGGCUCAACACUUGAGAGGGGUUCUGGCUCUGAAGCAUCCCAUAAAGAAUGGGAUCAUCCGUAACUGGGAUGAUAUGGAAAAGAUUUGGCAUCACACGUUCCAGCAGCUGUGUGUGGAUCCGGAGGAGCACCCUGUUCUGCUGACCGAGGCAGCCAUGAACCCCUUGGAGAACCGUCAGCGCAUGGUGGAGAUUAUGUUCGACUGUUUCAACGUACCCUUCACCUACGUGGCCAUGCAGGCAGUGCUGGCACUCUAUGCAGCAGGGAGGACCACUGGUGUGGUGUUUGACUCUGGAGACGGAGUGAGCCACAGUGUGCCUGUGUUUGAGGGAUACUGUCUACCUCAUGCAGUGCAGCGCUUCCCUCUGGCAGGAGUAGAUGUGACAAUGCAUCUUAAAAAGCUUCUGCAGGAACAAGGAGUGAGCAUGCGCACCACAGCAGAGACUGAGAUUGUGAGGGAGAUGAAGGAGAAGUGCUGCUGUGUGGCUCUAAACUAUGAAGCUGAGCUGAGUCAGGGGGGCCCAUCCUGCAGAGAGGUGCAUUACACCAUGCCAGACGGCCAGAUUGUCACCCUCAGCACGGAGAGGUUCAGGGCCCCUGAGAUUCUCUUUAAACCUGAGCUAAUUGGACGGGACCAUUACGGGAUGCACGAGAGUGUCUUCAAGUCAAUCCUCAGCUCAGACAUCGACCUGCGGCGCGGCUUCCUGGGAAACAUCGUACUGUCAGGUGGGAACACUCUGCUGCCCGGCCUGCCCGAGCGGCUCCAGACCGAGAUCAAAGGGCUGGUUCCCACUGACAUGGGGGAGAGCGUUCAUGUCACCAGCCCAAAGGACAGAGACUUCUCUGUGUGGAGCGGAGGAGCAGUGCUGGCCAACCUGCCCACCUUCAGCUCCGCGUGGAUUAGUCAGGAGGAGUAUGAGGAGCAUGGACCACAGAUUGUCUUUAGGAAGUGUUUCUGAGAAGGACCACCGUGUGACGUACCACCAAGUGCAAUAUACAUACAGCUCAAUCACAGUGCCAUGGAUUGAUCCCUUUUUAUAUAUAUAUAUAUAUUUUUAUGUAUUGAUGAGUUUGUUUUUUUUGUGGAGACGGUUUCACCCUCGUCAUCUGUGUGGAUCCUGUACUUGACCCCAGCGGGUUUCUACUGACCUGCUGCUUGCUUUAUGCCUUUCCUACUGAGAUCCACCAACAUGGCAAGGAUGAAAUUGGCGUUUGUGAUAAAAUUCCUCUCAGUCGAUGUCCCUAAAGAGCUUUUUCACUGUGUGUGAAGUUUCCCAUUUUGGGAAUAUGUGUCUAUGAGAAUUUAAGCAUAUUAAUGUUGAUUAAUGGGACUAUAAUUGAAGCUGGCCAUUAAUUGAACUUUUGUCUCCAGAAUAAGCAGUUGAGGGACAUAAAGAAACCUCAAUGUGCCCACUAUAUAUUAAUCUACUAUUAACUACAAAUUAUGGAGUGUAUUUAUACAACAAUUUAAAGUAAAUUUGGUAUAACAGAUUAUCUUUUUAAUGUGUUCAAUAUGGUGAAAGGUGCCUUCAUUUUGGAAUCUGGAUCAGUGCCACUGUGCAGUGUCUACUACUUUUUUAUUAUAUCAGCAUUAAAUGAUCUUUACAAUGGAUUAUUUGGGCCACAAGAACAUUUUUCUCACUUCAAAUUAUGUAAUAUUCCAACUUUUCUCCCUUUUUAAAAUAUCAACUUUUUCCUUGAUGUCACAACUUCUUAAAACAUUGCAUUUUUUCUCUUGUGACUCUUGAUUAAUAAUGUGAUUUCUCACGUUCCAACUUUAUUUUGUCACAAAAUUACAAAACCUUUUCAAAAUUUUGACUUUCUGUCCUCAACAUUGCAAAUUUUUAACUCAAACUUGACUUUUCUUGAAUAUUUGUAAUAACAUUACAACUGUUUGUUUUUUUCUAAAUGUUAUUUUUUUUUACCUCAAAACUUUUUUCCAUAACAUUACAUCUUAACAGAUGAUGAUAUAACUUUUUCAUGUCAUAAUUGUUUUCAUUACUUUUGCAAAAUUUUCGAUUUAAAAAAAAAAAAAUAUUUUUUUCAAGCAGUGGCCUUAAUACUCAAAGUAAAGCAUCAUUGCACAUGAAUAUUUGCUGUUGCUGCAGUAAUGUGAACUGGAGAGGAGAAAAGUGUGGAAUUGUGGGGUUUGUAUUCUAGAGUUGUGUCUCACUGGUGGUUAUUUCCCUGUGUGUUGAUUCUCCACCCAAGUUGCCCUUUGCUUAGUGAGGGUCGGUGUGCAGUUGGUAAUGAUGGUGAGAGAUGUGCAGUACAGUACUGGUCUGGCAAUGUCUGUUGAAUAAUGCUACUGCUGCAGUAGUCUUUGUCUAUUGUGUCAAGUUGAAAUGAGUAUUUAUCUAUGAGUGCAGUGUCUUGCCAUUUAAUUUUUCUUCUAAACUAUCUUCUGAUCUGAGAACGGUGGUUGUGUGGGUUUUUUAACACUUGCACGGUAGCAUUGAUUUUUGUGAAAGAUGUUCCAACGGUGUCAAAACUGCUGUUUCUCACUGCCAUGAACUCUGAAAACCCUCUUGUCAACCCUGUGUAUUUAUAUUUAUCUCUUGCAUGAAAUGAUUUAAUUGCAUGUAAUUUAGUUUCAGCUUUUUGCAUGAGCUCCUUUUUGUCUUUUUCUUUGUAUGUUUUGUAAAGUGCCUCUCUAAAGGCAUGGGGUUGUCAUGUGACCUAGAGCUCCGCUCUUAAGUGGGAAUCACUGUUAAAUGUGACUGUGGGAACUCCAGGCUGAGCCUUACGUAAGGACUCAAGUGAACAGCUCACGUCCCCUCCCUCCCUCCCUCCUCUCCACGUACUGUAACAGUCUGGACUGAGUCUAGCAAUGUUUCACCCAAACCAUACUAUUUAUGUCAUGUCUUGUUUUUAUAAUAAAUAUUUUAAUCAUCA